CUUGUUAUGAGAUUAGUUUUCUGAAAUAAUUGGAGACAAGAAAAAAGAAGUGAUCUUCUAUGCUAAUUUUCCUCCCAAAUUAUAUAUAUUUUUUUGAAAGAAAAUAGGCUUAAGGAUCUGUCUUUUCCUGAUCUUCAUUUCCAACUAGAAAUAACCAAUGUAUAAUUUUUUUCCUUCCUUUUUUUUUCCUUGACUUUACUCAGUAACUACUAACUAGGCGUAACUCGAGAAUGUGGAAAGAAAACUGCAUUUUGCAUCCUAGCCCACAUGCAAAGUUUUGCAUCAGACUAAGGUAAUUUUUUGCAAUUUCGUUAUACGUGAGGGUGUUUUUUUGCUACCGUACAGAUACUCUAAGAGAAAUAAGGAGGCGACUGAGAUGGUGGUCGGUCGGAGACAAUGAUCGGAAAUGUUAGCAGGCUUCACACGAUAAAUCGCUCCUCUUUAGUAUGUUCCUUAAAAUUCAAAUCGUCGUUUCACAACCUGACCACCACCACGCCUCCUUCACCGCCGCCGCUGGAAGAAGAUGAUGCCGCCGGCCUUUGCAACCUCAUCCUAAAGUUAGACCUACAAACCCUAAGUCAAAAUCUUGAAACCAACUCUGUCUGCUGGACACCGGACCUGGUAAACAAAAUCCUGAAACGCCUCUGGAACCAUGGCCCCAAAGCACUUGAAUUCUUCAGGCUCCUCGAACGCCAUCCCAUCUACACCCACUCCACUACCUCAUUUGACCACGCCAUCGACAUUGCCGCCCGAUUACGCGACUACAAGACCGUCUGGACGCUCGUCGCCCGUAUGCGGAAACGAAGGCUCGGUCCGAACCCGAAAACAUUCGCGAUCAUAACCGAGCGGUUCGUAUCCGCUGGAAAACCCGACAAAGCCGUAAGAGUUUUCUUGUCGAUGCACGAACAUGGCUGCCAACAAGACUUGAAUAGCUUCAAUACAUUUCUUGAUGUAUUAUGCAAGUCUAAACGAGCUGAAAUGGCCUAUAACCUGUUUAAGGUUUUAAAGAGAAGAUUCAAAGCAGAUACAAUCAGUUACAACAUCAUUGCGAAUGGUUUUUGUUUGAUUAAGCGAACGCCUAGAGCAUUGGAAGUGUUGAGGGAGAUGGUGGAGAGUGGUCUCGAGCCAACUCUCAAGACGUAUAACAUAAUCCUUAAUGGGUAUUUCAAGGCGGGUCAGAUUAAAGAAGCUUGGCAGUUCUUCUUGGAGAUGAAACGGCGAAAAUGUGUGAUGGAUGUUGUUACGUACACAACAAUGGUUCACGGCUUUGGAGUUUCAGGUGAGAUCCAAAAGGCACGCCAGGUGUUUGAUGAAAUGCUUGAAACAGGGAUUCUUCCCUCUGUUGCUACAUACACCGCAUUCAUUCAAGUUCUCUGCAAGAAAGACACUGUGGAAAACGCCAUUGUAGUGUUUGAAGAGAUGUUAAAGAAGGGCUAUACACCUAAUUCAACAACUUACAGUGUACUCAUCAGAGGAUUAUGUCAUGUUGGAAAGAUGGACAAGGCAAUGGAGUAUCUGGACAGAAUGAAACAAGAUGAAUGUGAACCAAAUGUUCAAAUUUUCAAUGUGAUCAUUAGGUAUUAUUGUGAUGAAGGUGAAAUCGAAAAGAGUUUGGAAGUUUUUGAGAGAAUGGGUAGUGGUGAAUGUUUGCCUAAUUUGGAUACAUACAAUAUUUUGAUUAGUGCAAUGUUUGUGAGGAAGAGAUCAGAUGAUUUAAUGGUGGCAGGGAAACUGUUGAUAGAAAUGGUGGACAGAGGUUUUGUUCCUAGAAAAUUUACCUUCAAUCGAAUCUUGAAUGGGCUUUUGCUUACUGGAAAUCAAGAUUUUGCUCAAGAGAUACUUAGAGCACAGAGUAAAUGUGGUCGUCUCCCUCGUCAUUUCAGAUUAUGAUAACAAGUUUUUUUGUGUAUCAAGAAAAAAGUAAGUCAAUGUUCCUUUUUUUACAUCAAUGAAUUAACAAACAAAUAUAUAUCAUACAAACAUGAUCCAUUCUAACAAAUAAAACAUGUGCCUUGAAUCUUGAUGGAUCAAUGACUAAUUAUUUAUGAGUGGUUUUGUGGUAUUUGUCUUUAAUCCAAUGAAAUCCAAGUGUUGUUCCAUUUUUAACCUUCUUCAUCCCCGUUGUUGCUACUGCUUUUGACUUGUCAAACCCUUCUCCUACCUUACUCUUAAAGCUGUUGCCACUUCCAUGGUUGCUCUUGCUUCCUGGAUAACCAUUGUAGUAUUCUGGUUCUGGGUCCCACUGGUCUGCCCAUGAGUUAUAGCUGUUGUCUAGUGCCAUUUUCUUUGCUUGAUCUUUACAAUCAAAUCUUUGUAUAUCAAUCCUUAAUUUCCUGAGAAGAAGCUGAAUUAAGACGAACAAAUAGAAGUAAUGUUGAAUUAAUGGAGAUUAAUGUAGAUUGUUGGUGUUUAUAUAGAGAGAUAUUGGUUUGGAGGGUAUAAAUGUAAUUUGAAUGUAGAAUUUCAACUUUGGGUGCUGUAUCUUUCUUUAUUGUUUGUUUUGUUUGUUGGAUGACUGGUAUUUGAGGUCAAAGAUGAUGACCUUUUUAAAUUGACUAUAUUUUCCUUGA
Lactuca sativa (garden lettuce) is the source of this 2570-nucleotide messenger RNA. RefSeq names its product Pentatricopeptide repeat (PPR) superfamily protein (gene OTP43). NCBI's taxonomy places the organism in Eukaryota, Viridiplantae, Streptophyta, Magnoliopsida, Asterales, Asteraceae. The record is from RefSeq and is a predicted model, not a curated record. Gene Ontology annotation, molecular function: protein binding.